AAAGCGACGGAAACAGAGACUUUGGCGCCCGGUUCAACUCCAGUGAGCCGAUCACCCGGGGCCGGGGUUUCUUUACGUUUCCCUCCCGCAGAGCGAGCCUCCUCUCCGGUGAUGGAGUUUGGCAGAGAGCGGGUGGUGGCGUUAGUGGACAUGGACUGUUUCUACGUGCAGGUGGAGCAGAGGCUGGACGCAGCUCUGAGCAACACUCCCUGUGUGGUGGCCCAGUACAAGACGUGGAAAGGAGGCGGCAUUAUAGCUGUGAGCUACGAGGCCAGGGCCCACGGUGUCACCAAGAACAUGUGGGUGGACGAUGCAAAGAAACUGUGCCCAGACCUCCAAGUGGCACGUGUGCGUGAGUCUCGUGGCAAGGCAGACCUAACGCAUUACAGGGAGGCGAGUGUGGAGGUGAUUGAGGUUAUGUCUCGCUUUGCUGUGAUUGAGAGAGCCAGCAUCGAUGAGGCCUACAUGGAUCUGACGGCUGCGGUCCAGCAGCGGCUGAAAGACAUGGCCAACAAACAGAUAGAGCCUCAUCUCCUAAGGAUGACCUACAUCCAGGGGUACCCACAAAGCUCACCUGAACUGCAAGCAUCUACAGAGGAUUCUGUGUUAGACAAAGAGGAGCAGAGGUCCAAAGGUCUCCAGCAGUGGCUGGCAUCCUUACCUGUCCUCCUGACAGGGGCGCAGAGCUCUGCAGAACUGCAGCUGACUGUGGGGGCGCUCAUUGUUGAGGAGAUGAGAGCAGCCGUGGAGAAACAUACAGGUUUCCGCUGUUCAGCAGGGAUAUCACACAAUAAGGUACUGGCCAAACUUGCCUGUGGACUGAACAAACCUAACAGACAAACUGUUCUGCCUUUAGACUCUGUUUCAGAACUUUUCAACUCUUUACCCAUCGGCAAGAUUCGUAACCUGGGGGGGAAGCUCGGUGCCUCUAUUACAGAAACUCUGGGAAUAGAGAACAUGGGAGAUCUGACUCGCUUCUCGCAGGCCCAGCUGGGGCAGCACUUUGGAGAAAAAACAGGCCAGUGGUUGUAUGACUUGUGUCGGGGGAUUGAGUUUGAAGCAGUGAAACCCAGACAGCUUCCCAAGUCCAUCGGCUGUAGUAAAAACUUCCCUGGGAAAACAUCACUGGCCACGAAAGAGCAAGUACAAUACUGGCUUCAUCAACUGGCUCUUGAGCUAGAGGAGCGGCUGACCAAGGACAGAGAAGUGAACGGUCGAGUGUUUAAGCUGCUGACAGUUGGUGUACGUCAGCUCGGGGAUAAGAGGCAGAGCAGCUUCUCUCGAUGUUGUGCUUUAGUGCGCUACGAAGCAACCAAAAUUUCUAGUGACAGCUUUGCCAUUAUCAAGAGCCUGAACACAGCAGGAAACCACCAGGCGACGUGGGCUCCACCUCUCACCCUGCUACACCUUUCUGCAAGCAAAUUCAGUGACGCUUCAUCAGCAGGGGGGAUAGCUGGUUUCCUUUCCGGUGAUGUCACUUCGACCCAGAGCCUCUUCUCUACCGCUCAGUCCUCCACCCAGCCGACCUCUGAACUGAAAAAUAACUCGCCAUGCAGACAACCUGCCACCAUUCAGUCCUUCUUUCAAAAGGCGACUGAGAAACAAAGACUGAAGGUGAUGAAAGAAGAAGAUGAGGAGGAUGAAGUUGGAGUCUCCAAAGGAAUUCUCCCAUGUUCCUCCUCCUCUCACAAAACAUCUGGAACUGGUAGUCAGUUGGAGACAGAUGCCAGUAUCACAGUUUCAUCCGUUUCAAUUUCACCUCACUCUAAAAAUGGUUCUUCAAGCCCCCAUCCUGGAAUUUCCUCUUUCUUCCACAAAAAGAAUCUUGAAAGAAGCUUACAGGCCUCAGCACCAGUGCUGAGCAGCACUGAAGCAGAAGUCGGACCCGGCAGUGUCAAUAAAAGAGAGGAAUUGGAAGACACUGUGGCUGUUUUGUCAGGCCUGCAGGAAAGAAAUAGCUCAGAGUUUACGUUCCACCAGACACCAUGUGAAGAGUUCAAGGAUGAACUGGACACUGGUCCAGGGGGAAAUCCCCAUCCUCCCAGUGUGGCCAGAGAGGACCUCUUGAACUGUGAACGCUGUGGCCAGGAUGUGUUGGUCUGGGAAAUGCCUGAACACAAUGACUAUCACUUUGCCCUGGACCUCCAGAAUUCACUUUCUUCUUCAUCUGCUGGUUCAGCAUCAGUCUCUGCCUCCUCUUCCUCUGCAUCUUCUCUCAGGGUGGCAGCAGCAGGCACGACCCAGUCCGCCCGGGGCAAGACAAAAACCAGGGGCCAGUCAGGACCACAACCAAAAAGACCCCGCUCUCAGGGUGGAAGUACGACCACUCUGGAUUCUUUUUUUAAGAGGAACUGAACAUGUAUUGUAGACAAAACAUUUUAAAAUAAAAAUAGAUGGUAAUAAGCU
Messenger RNA from Paralichthys olivaceus (Japanese flounder), 2406 nucleotides. RefSeq names its product polymerase (DNA directed), eta (gene polh). Lineage: Eukaryota; Metazoa; Chordata; Actinopteri; Pleuronectiformes; Paralichthyidae. Gene Ontology annotation, biological process: error-prone translesion synthesis; response to radiation. The record is from RefSeq and is a predicted model, not a curated record. Gene Ontology annotation, cellular component: site of double-strand break; nucleus; replication fork. Gene Ontology annotation, molecular function: DNA-directed DNA polymerase activity; damaged DNA binding.